UAAAUGAAAAGAAAAAGAUCUGUUACGCAAGAGUUAGCUCAGAUAAACAGAAAGAAGAUCUCGACAGACAAUGUGAACACCUCAGGGAGAAAUACCCAGAUCACGAACUCAUCAAGGACAUCGGAUCAGGUCUCAAUUGGAAACGUAAAGGUUUCACGUCCAUUCUGGAACGAUCGUUCCACGAUGAAGUUGUGGUUGCCAGGAAGGAUCGACUCUGUCGGUUCGCUUACGAACUUGUCGAAUGGAUCUUUGGUAAGAACGAUACAAAGAUCUUGGUACUCGGUUCGGACGUCAACGUUGAUGAUACAGAAUCCGGAGAGCUUGCCGAGGAUCUAUUAUCCAUCGUUACUAUCUUCACGGCAAGACACAAUGGACUCAGAUCAGCUCAGAACAGGAAACGACGAAGAGAAACUAAAAACUCGAAAGAUACGAAUGUACCCAACAUCGGAAGAAAGAGAAAAAUUAAGAAAAUGGAUGGGAACUGUGAGGUGGACCUACAACAAACAAACGAAGAAUUGUCAUGGGUGAAGGAAACACCAAGGGAAGUGAGGUCAUACGUAAUCAGGCAGUUGAUAAGCGCAUUUAAGACGAGCAAGAAAUUACAUGGUAAUAAUUUUAGAAUGAAAUACAAAACAAAAAAAGAUCGUUCGCAAACUAUCUCAAUACUGGCUAGAGAUUGGAACAGGAAAAAAGGAAAAUAUGCGUUCCUUAAGACCGUGAUCGUGUCAGAAAGACCACCAGAAAUAAAUCAUACCGUGAACAUAACCAUGAACAGAUUAGGACAUUUUUACAUGUGUGUAUCUAUUCCUUUAGACGUCAGCGAUAAUCAAGAUGGUGUCAAAGGAAAAGUGAUAUCGCUCGAUCCAGGUGUACGUACCUUUAUGACUGGUUAUGAUCCUAACGGUCGAAUUGUAGAGUGGGGUAACGGUGAUCUCAACAAGAUAUUUAGAUUAUCAAAGAGAUAUGAUAAAUUACAAAAAGACAAGGAUCUGGCGAUCGGACGAAAAAAUAAACGUAAAAGAUACAAAUUGAAGAUAAAGAUGUAUAGGAUCAUUGUCAGAAUUAGGAACUUGAUCAACGAAUGUCAUCAUCAACUUGCUCGUUGGUUAUGUGAGAAUUAUGAGAUCAUAUUAAUACCAAAAUUCGAAACCUCGAACAUGGUUCUUAAAAACAAGAGAAAGAUCAGGUCGAAGACCGCGAGGAUGAUGCUGACAUGGUCACAUUAUAGAUUUAGGAUGUUUUUACACCACAAAGCUAGGGAAUUUGUGAGUUGUAAAGUUAUCGAAUGUACCGAAGAAUACACAUCUAAAACAUGCG
Molecule: messenger RNA, 1317 nt
Organism: Dentiscutata heterogama
Lineage: Eukaryota; Fungi; Glomeromycota; Glomeromycetes; Diversisporales; Gigasporaceae
Source: the annotation of a GenBank genome assembly